AUGAUGCAAGUUUCUUUGGGAAAGCAGCUCAUGCAGAUUCCAACUCAAGGUGGCGGCACUGUGACUUUCCCUUACUCAAUGAAUGCUAAUGGUUGGGAAGACUGGCUAUUUUGUUACGUCAAUGUCUAUCUUAUUCCAUGCCCUGCUGGUAUGACAAAUGUCAAACUUCAAGCUGACUGGCACUAUGCUAGUGAAAAUGAAGACUUGCCAGAUCUUGCUACUGAAGAAGAUCAAGGUAUGCCGUUCAUUCAAAGCCCCAGAAGAGAAAAGAAUCCAUUUGGGUUGUACAAUCAUGUCAUCAUGGACAGUGGUUGCACAAACACCACCAUUUGUAAUGGUGAGCUCAUGCAUGGACUCCGUCAUGCUGAGAAAGAACUUGACAUGCAAAGUAACGUGGGUAGCAGAUUUCUCGACAAAGAAGGUUUUCUAGGAAGAUUUCCACCUCCAGUUUAUCAUGAUGAAGAUGGAAUUGCCAAUGUACUUGCUAUGCGCGAGAUGAUUGCUGCGGGAUACCGCAUUACUAUGGACACUGAUGCUGACAAUGCCUUUAUUGUGCAUUGUGAUAGAAACAGAAAGAUGCGAUUUGUGAAUCGUAUGGAUGUGUAUGUGUUGGAGCAACUUGGAGCAAAUGUCAAACCAGGUGCCAAAGAGACAAGUGUGAUUUGA
This is a messenger RNA of Cylindrotheca closterium, 666 nucleotides long. The record is from the annotation of a GenBank genome assembly. NCBI's taxonomy places the organism in Eukaryota, Bacillariophyta, Bacillariophyceae, Bacillariales, Bacillariaceae.